UGAUGUUUCGUGCUUCAUGCAAGCUACAAGCUGAAAGCUACAUACAAGCUAUGUAGAGGACCAGCUACAGCUACAGCUACAAGCCGAAACUCGAAAUCAGAAACAUCCGCUCCCGAGUCCCGAGUCCCGAGUCCCGUUCCGAGCUGCACAUGCCUAUUCCACGCAAUCGUGUACCCCACCACCACCACUCUACAUUCCUACCAUUGCGUCACCGUGUAUAAAGGUUAACCCAAAACUACAAGUACCCCCCACCAGCUCCUCCUCCUCCACCUCCUCGCCCACCACCCUCACCCUCACCCUCACCCCCUCCCAACAAGAAUGACCCCCGCCGCAAUCCCCCCCCUCGCCUUCGGCACCGGCACCUCCUGGUCGACAGCGGUGGACGCACCGCUCGACGCCGCGCUCGUCACGGCGAUCAUGACGGCACUGCACACGGGGUUCCGCCACCUCGACGGCGCAGAGUCGUACAACAACGAGCGCGAGCUGGGCGCCGCCGUUGCCGCUGCUGCCGCCGAGGGGGUGAUGAGGGAGGAGGUUUUUGUUACUACCAAGCUAUGGCCCACCGUCUCCGACGCUCCGGGGACCUUCGCCCGCUCGCUCACGCGCCUCGGCGUCUCCUACGUCGACCUCUACCUCCUCCACUGCCCCUUCUUCACCCCCAGUACCCACGGCGUCUCCGUACGCGACGUCUGGACCUCCCUCGAGUCCCUCCACACCUCGGGCGCAGCGCGGCAGAUAGGUGUAAGCAACUUCAACACCCCCCAACUACGGUCGCUGCUGGGUUACGCGCGGGUACGCCCCGCCGUGAACCAGGUAGAGCUGCAUCCGUACUGCUGCGACGAGGAGCUUUUGCGCUAUUGCGCGCAGGAGGGGGUGGCCGUGGCUGGGUACUCGCCGCUGGCGCCGCUGGUCAGGUUUCGCGGGGGGCCGUUGGAUGCGGUGCUGGAAAGGGUCGCCGGGGAGCAUGCGAAGACGCAGGCACAGGUGCUGCUUAAAUGGGUUCGCCAGAGGGGGGCGUUGGUUGUGGCGACGACCGGGAAGGAAGACAGGAUGAGGGAGGUCCUCGAGGUCGAGGGGGACUGGGAGCUCACUGAGGAGGAGGUUAAAGAGAUUACGAGCGUGGGGAGAAAGCAUCGCCGCAGGGCGUUCUGGAAAAAGGAGUAUGCUGAGGCGGAUGCGGCGGUGGAGGCGGAGAUGGGGAAGGAGACGUGAGGGACAGGCGGGGAUAACUAAGGUAGUGCUCGGGAUGAAUGUGACCGGCCACUGUUGAACGGCUGUGAAUGAUGGUGAUGAUCCUGUCUGUCUGUCUAGUCCAGUCUAUCAAUCUAUCAGUCUAUCAUAUG
This is a messenger RNA of Tricharina praecox, 1343 nucleotides long. RefSeq names its product NADP-dependent oxidoreductase domain-containing protein. The record is from RefSeq and is a predicted model, not a curated record. Gene Ontology annotation, cellular component: cytosol. Bases 319 to 1212 code for a protein of 297 amino acids. Lineage: Eukaryota; Fungi; Ascomycota; Pezizomycetes; Pezizales; Pyronemataceae. Gene Ontology annotation, molecular function: aldose reductase (NADPH) activity; oxidoreductase activity, acting on NAD(P)H as acceptor. The transcript is spliced from 2 exons.